Molecule: messenger RNA, 6320 nt
Organism: Electrophorus electricus (electric eel)
Lineage: Eukaryota; Metazoa; Chordata; Actinopteri; Gymnotiformes; Gymnotidae
Source: RefSeq, a predicted model, not a curated record
CGUAGCGUCACGCCCUCAAUGAUCGCUGGAAAUAUGGCGUCAGCGUAUGCACGGGCGAUCCCGAACUCUACAGACGGAUAGCGAAAGUCCGGGCUCCAAAGAGCCACACUAAGGCUUUAUUUGCAGAUCGUAAACGUCGGGUCGACUGUUUUAUUCGCCUUGACAUGUCUGAACCCAUGCACGAGUGAUAAGACCUAUCGUCGCAUCGCCCGGUAUGGAGCCCCCAGGACAGGGCAGGCCCACGGACCCACCGAACGAUGCGUCCCGGCAGAGCUCUGAGUUGGAAGAGUUUUGGGACGAGAUCAGCCAAUCAGAGGAGUCCUUCUACGGCACCUCCCCUCCCUGCACCCCCCGCCAGAUGAAGCGCAUGUCUGGCAAGCACCAGCGCGGCAGCCUGAGCAGGGCUGCGGUCCGCUCCCCCAACAAGGAGAAGAACCUUUCCAGUGCCUCCUCCCAAAGAGAGCGCGAAGGAGCCAAGCCAUCGGAACCCAGCGAGGAGGUCACCUACAGGCAAGGCAAGAAGCAGCGCUCCAACCUGCGCUCCAACGAGCGGGACAAGAAGAAGAUCUUUGAGGGCUCGUUCGUUCUUGACCCGGUCUCCAAGUCUGGCGCUUUUAGCGCCCUCAGCAUGGACCCCAGGAAACCCUACCUUAGCCUGGGCUGCAGUUUCAGCAAGCUGCCUGUUAGCAUGCCGCACCAGCUGCCCCGCACGCACCGACAGACCUCACGCACCGACUGCCCGGCUGACCGGCUCAAGUUCUUCGAGACUCUGCGGCUGCUCCUCAAGCUCACCUCUAUGUCGUCGAAGAAGAAGGAGAGGGAGCAGCGUGGCCUGGAGAACACGGCCUGCAUGGGCCAGAACAACGAGGUGAUCUGGCUGGAGCUACAAGCGUGGCAUGCCCGCCGCACCAUCACUGACCAGGACCUGUUCCUAUACACGGCCCGUCAGGCCAUCCCCGAAAUCAUCAGCAAGGUGCUGCACUUCCGGGUGGAUUACGGCAGCCUGCCAGCUGCCAGUACCUUCUCCGCUCCGGCAUCGGACGAGUCCUGCCCGGGCGGGGCUGGCUGCGACGCCUGCCCCGGCUCCUGGGUGAAGGCGGAGACGGAGGCGGACCAUUCUGACCUGCUGGGCUCGGGCGCAGCCUGCAGGGAACACCUGCAGAGGCAGCGGCUUGCCUUCGAGCAGGUGAAGGGAGUGAUGGGACUGCUGGAGUCUGUGGAGGCGCUGUACCCCUCGCUGCAGGCCCUGCAGAAGGACUACGAGAAAUAUGCGGCACGGGACUUCCAGGGCAGGGUGCAGGCACUCUGCCUGUGGCUCAACAUCACGCAGGACCUGAACCAGAAGCUGCGUGUCAUGGGCACCGUGCUGGGCCUGCGGGACCUGUCCCGCAUCGGCUGGCCCGUCUUCGAGAUCCCUUCGCCCCGCUGCUCGCACGGCAACGAUGCCGAUGACGAAUUGCGGGCCGAGGGUGGCGAGAACGGCCCCGCUGCCACGCUCGCGGACGACAGCGAUGCUGAGGAGGGUGGAACCGGAACCGGAACCGGAGUGGAGAGCCUGGUGCCCAAGUUUGCCCGGCUGCUGUCGGAGGAGUUUGCACCGGCCCGCAUGGGCAAGAGCCAGUACUGUCCGACAGCCAUCUACAGGCCUUUUGUGGACAAGGCACUGAAGCAGAUGGGUCUGCGCAAACUGAUCCUUCGAUUGCACAAACUGAUGGACCGCUCACUGCAGAGGUCCAGGACCGCUCUGCUGAGCCACACGCCCACUCAAGAGUUGUCAGAGGUUCCAGACUGCUCAAUGCUAUACAGUGAUUACCUGCCUGAACUCUCCCGCCACCUGGCUGGACUGGUGGAAGAGGAGGCGGGCUCUGGGCGGGUAUCGUGGGCGGAGCUACAGGACAUGGACCUGCCCUCGUUUCGUCCUGCUUUCUUGGUGCUCUGCCGUGUGCUGCUAAACGUCAUUCACGAGUGCCUCAAACUACGCCUGGAGCAAAGACCUGCUGGAAAACCCUCACUGCUCAGCAUCAAGCAGUUGGUGCGUGAGUGUAAGGAAGUCCUGAAAGGUGGCCUCCUCAUGAAGCAGUAUUACCAGUUUAUGCUUCGCGGCAUCGUUUCCGACCCGCAAGGCCUGCAGACCAACGCCAACAUCGAUGAGUUUGAAGAAGACCUUCAUGAAAUGCUUGAGGUGUACUUCGGUUACAUGCGCAGCUGGAUUGAGAUGUUGCAGCAGCUACCACAAGCCUCCCACAGCCUGAAGAACCUCCUAGAGGAGGAGUGGAACUUCACCAAGGUCAUCACCCCAUACAUCCGUGGAGGCGAAGCUCAGUCUGGAAAGCUCUUUUGUGACAUUGCUGGUAUGCUGCUGAGGUCCACAGGAGACUUCUUGGAUGCAGGCCUCCAGAAGAGCUGUGACGAGUUUUGGGAGAGUGCUGAUGGCAGCACCGCUUCUGAUGAGAUCAGGCGGUCUGUGAUUGAGACGAGUCGCUCACUCAAAGAACUUUUCCACGAAGCCAGAGAGCGGGCCUCUAAAGCGCUGGGCUUUGCCAAGAUGCUUCGCAAGGACCUUGAAAUUGCUGCUGACUUCAGCCUAGCCAAGGGAAUGUCUUGCAUCCUGCAUGCACUGAAAGAAAAGAACUAUGUGAAGGUCCAGAUCCCAGGGGUGGAGGAACUACAAGUUUUUGUCCCAUCUGGACUGAUGGAGCAGAGGUCCAGCAUCCUGCAGCUCCUGAACGCAGCUGCGGGGAAAGAGUGCUCCCGGGAGCCCGACGAGAUGCCCGAGGACGAGGCCUACCUCCUCAUGAGCAAGCACGGAACCAGCGACAUGGCUGCUGGGAAGAUCUGUUCUGAAUGGGGCGGAACCGUCCUCAAACUGGUGCCACAGAUGGAGACCGUGGACACACUAAAGGCCAUGAAGGUGGAGAACCUGCUCCUGAUCGUGAUCCUGUCGGCCCACCUGGUGACCCAGCGCAAAGCCUUCCAGAACUCCAUGGAUAAUCUGCUGACCCUGCGGCGGGAGCAGACCUCCAGCCAGCCUCUCGUUGCCCAAGCCCUGGAACAGCUCAAGAAUGAGGCUCUGGAACUGUGCGAUAAGAUCAACAGCGCCAUUGACCACGUAGAGUACAUGUUCACCUCUCAGUUUGAGGCAGAAGUAGAGGAGUCAGAAUCUGCCAACCUUCAGCAGUACUACAGAGAAGCCAUGAUCCAAGGCUACAAUUUCGCCUUCGAGUACCAUAAAGAGGUGGUGAGGCUGAUGUCCGGAGAGUUCCGGCAGCGGAUCGGGGAACGCUACAUUGCCUUCGCCCGGAAGUGGAUGAACUACGUCCUGACCAAGUGCGAGAGCGGCCGAGGGACCCGGCCCAGGUGGGCGACGCAAGGCUUCGACUUCCUCCAAGCUAUCGAACCGGUGUUCAUCUCUGCUCUGCCUGAGGAUGACUUCCUGAGUCUUCAGGCCCUGAUGAACGAGUGUAUCGGCCACGUGAUUGGGAAGCCACACAGCCCCGUUAGUGGCCUGUACCUGGGUGCUACACGGAACAGCCCUCGACCUGUCAAAGUUCCUCGCUGCCAUAGUGACCCUCCAAAUCCGUCCCUCUUCAUCCCAAAUGCAGAGGGCAGCAGCUCUCGGAGUCUCCCGUGUGACCUGCGCACCCAGAUAUGCCCCCCGGGCCCACGCCCUGCCUCUCAGGCCCCGCACGGGGAAAACAGCACCACCAAAGCUCCCUGCACCAUCCCCAGUGAGCAAAGUGUCCCCGAGAACGACCGCCUCUCCUCGGUAGCCGCAGAGCUGCAGUUCCGAUCGCUCAGUCGCCACUCCAGCCCCACGGAAGACCGAGACGAGCCGUUGUAUCCGAGAGCAGACCACGGGGCUGUGGCUCGUCGUAGCUGGGAACUCCGUAACUUCAUCAGCCAGUCAAAAGCCUGCGAGAGUCCGAUGGAGGCGGUGCAGCGCGCCAUCCGCGCCUUUGAGGAGCAGCGGUACGGCUCCCUGCGUCAGCGCAACGUCAUCGGGCAGGUGUGCAGCACACCCAAGUCCUACGACAACGUCAUGCAAGUGGGCCUGCGCAAAGUCACCUUCAAAUGGCAGCGCGGCAACAAGAUAGGUGAAGGGCAGUAUGGGAAGGUGUACACAUGUAUUAACGUGGACACCGGUGAACUCAUGGCUAUGAAGGAGAUUCGCUUCCAGCCCAAUGACCACAAGACGAUAAAGGAAACGGCAGACGAGCUGAAAAUUUUCGAAGGGAUUAAACACCCCAAUCUGGUCCGCUACUUUGGUGUUGAGCUCCAUCGGGAGGAGAUGUACAUCUUCAUGGAGUACUGUGAUGAAGGCACGCUGGAGGAAGUCGCCAGGCUAGGCCUGCAGGAGCAUGUGAUCCGGCUGUACUGCAAGCAGAGCACCACCGCCAUUAACGUGCUGCACGAGCAUGGCAUCGUGCACCGUGACAUCAAAGGCGCCAACAUUUUCCUCACGUCAUCCGGCCUGAUAAAGCUGGGUGACUUUGGUUGCUCGGUGAAGCUGAAGAACAACGCACAUACCAUGCCGGGCGAGGUGAACAGCACGCUGGGUACUGCAGCAUACAUGGCUCCUGAGGUCAUCACAAGGGCAAAAGGUGAAGGUCAUGGUCGUGCAGCUGAUAUCUGGAGUCUUGGGUGUGUUCUCAUUGAGAUGGUUACUGGAAAGAGACCGUGGCACGAAUACGAGCACAACUUCCAGAUCAUGUACAAGGUGGGCAUGGGUCACAAGCCACCUAUCCCAGAGAAACUCAGCACGGAGGGGAAAGACUUCCUGACCCACUGUCUGGAGAGCGAUCCCAAACGUCGCUGGACUGCCAGCGCCCUGCUGGACCAUCCCUUCGUGAAGGUGACUCCCCACCCCGCUCCUCUGACGCACAAGACGGCUCACCUGGGAUGCGCGCAGCUCUGCCAAUGACGUCUGAAAAUGCCCUAUGAAUUUUGUUCUGGCCAAAACACAAGCACAUACUUCAUUAAAUAUAUAUAUUAAAAAAAAAAAAGUAAUUAAUCUAAUUCAUGGAUGCCUUGUAAUGCCUCGAUACCCAAUUCAAGCUUGAUUUGAUGUUCCAUUUCAUCUUAGAGCAGCACUCAUGGAAAAUGUUGAUCUUUAACCCUAGAGUAUCCCUCUCCUCUCUGGGAGCGUUUAUCCAUUAUGCGAAGGUGAGGUCGACGGAGACCCGCUCUACACCCAGCCCGUCGCUACCUGCCCUCAUUCCAUCUCUCGUCCUUUUCUCGUUGCAGGUCUGUACAGACGAGGAGUGACGUGGCAGCGGCCCGGUAUGCUCUUAACAUUUACAAAACCGCUGACACUACAGUGCGUUGGCGUUCUCGAGGGACUGUGGUUUAACGAACAAGAUUACGGCGCAAUCCUCGUCGGGCCAGCCGGCACCCUUUGGCGAGAGCAAGCAAGUCUUAUGUGUACAGUUUAUUAACUGGAUUAACUGGGCAGGGAUGGGCGGAGUAGCCGCAAGGGUGUGACUGCAGCGGGACACACAUUGUACAUAAUGUAAGGAUAAGGUUAGGAUUUGUUUUGUAUAAAGGUUACUGCCAAGCCACUUGUCUCGGUGGAGACGAAUUCUGAGUAACAAGCAACAGGACUGUUUGUUUUAAAUAAAGGAAAGAAGAAAAAUAAGCAAAAAGGCACUUUGUUGGAAAGCUGGUCCCACUCGAAGCACAAAGGAUGAGUGUGAUAGUAGAGUUGGACAGAACAUACGAGUUUAAUGUAAUCACUGCUGAGGGGGUCUUUUAAGUUAUUGUGAGUCGCCCUCCCAUGCCAUGUAUGCAAUGUUAAGUAGAGAGGUUUGAACGUCAGUGAAGGGAAUCUUUUUAAUAUUGUAUAGUGUGUUUGUUUUAUUUUUUGCCCAGCUGCAAAGCCAAUUGUUUAGUCAUAUUUAAGCCUAUUAUAAGUUGUGCUGUACUGGCCCACUCCUCCAACUGGCCAAUGGCGUGCCUUUAAGAGCAGGGUGCAGGAGUGUACCCAGCCAACAAGAGGAACGGGUGAGGCUGAAUUCCUCUCUGCUGCUGAAAACACACAUACACGAACAAACACACCCACCUCACACUCCCACAUAAGUAGGUGGUCAAAUCUGUCUUUUCCUACAAUUUCUGGAGAAAACAUUUACAUCUCACCCCCAUCUUUUCAGUUUGGACCAAUGACAUGGCAACACGAUCACUUUAUGCUCAUAUGCCAACAGUAUGUAGUAACCUCUUGUAGCAGAGCCCUGCUAUAAAAAUCAAGCAUCAAUGUUUCUGGUCCUCUGGCACCUACAGUGUUUGCAAUGUAAAGAAAGAAUAAUGAAUAAACAUCCGUUUUUAAA